GGCCAGAAUAAACGCCAAUAUGGCGGCGUCCUGCUGCGGUUUGUUCUGUCAGUGAAGGCCAGGGUUACAUGUAAAUAAUUUCAUAAUAAACCCAGCGGACGUGCUCAGAAGUUUUACCACGGCUUAAACAUGUUUCCAGAAACGACACGGUGUUUAAAGGCGGCGGUUCAUCGGUUAUCCACAAAGGUUUUUCUGAAAACUUCACAGCCGUACACACAUGGGGGAGCGAGCAGUCUCCAGAUCCGGAGAAACCUGAGGGUCAGCGGCUGUUCCGCCGCUAAAGUAGCCCCUCCGAAGAUACCCAGGGAGAAGGUGGAAAUCCCCGGGCUUGAGACGGUUAGCUACGGGGAUAGGAUGCAUUAUGUUCCGGGCCUGGCUAAGCCCGUUUAUCCUCCAUGGGAGAGGAGCUACAAGGACCCGAGGUACUACAAGUCUCCGCCCGCUCAGGAGAUGCCGCUGUAUAAAGACAAGCCGUGCUAUGUGUUCAACCAGCGGACCAGCAUGCUGGAAGGUGUGCGUCAGGCUCUCUGGUUGACCAAAUCCAGUUUGAUCCCCGGCCUGCCUUCUCACAUCACCUCACCGGCUGCAGUGCCUGAAAACCAGCUGCUGAAUCAGGAUGAGCGCGCGCAGAACGCCAUCAAACACGCCCGGUUCUGGGAUACAACAGAACCACGGCCCAAAAAGGAGAAAUACAGCAACACUCUGCUUCACAAUCUGCUCCAUCUCUGCGCGACCCUGCAGCCCACUCACCCAGCCAUUGGAAGGAGGAUCCUGGCCGAGAACUAUUCAUUAGCAGCUACCUGGAAAAGAGGUGAUGACCUGUUCCAGGUCAGAGGUCAGAACGGUUUGCUGCAUUGCAGCAUGGAUCCUCUGCCACGGGUGUGCGGGGAAACAGAAGUGUUGGAGACGUCGGAUCAGAUCCUGGAAAGCUUCUAUCCCGUCUCCCCCACCAUCGACCUGCAGCAAGUGAACGUUUACAACGAGGAAAUCAACUGCUCAGGUUUUAGGGAGGGUUAUCCCUACCCUCAUGCCCACACACUUUACUUCCUGGAGACGCCUGAUUCUAACUCUAAGCUCCGCCCAGAACAGUUCAGAGCCAAGAUGAUCAUGUUCACCUUUGGAAAUGCUUUGGCUCGAGCGCACAAGCUGUACGGGACUCAGAGUGUCUUGGAACAUCCCAUAACGGUACAGGCAGUGGGGACCAACGGCCGAAUCUUUCAGUUUCUGGUAUUCCAGCUCAACACCACAGAUCUCUCUGAAGAUGACGGCAUCAAAAAUCAGGUUUGGUUGGAGGAAGAUGUUGAGCUGUAUGAUUUUGCGAAGGUGCGACCCCUCAUUAAAAGGAAAGAAGUAAAGGUCCCAGCUGGUCUGGCAGGUUAUAAACCUGAAACAUUCAACAAAUUCCUGGCCCUGUACCUGCAUGGAGCUGUUUAGUACCGCUGCUGACCCACUUCAUUUGAAUAUAUUUGCUUAUGGACACGUUAUUAGCAGCAAGUCGCUGCUCAUAUUGGAUGGAAGUUUGGGUCCAAAGUUAUUCUGUUAGCGGCGGAGUGGUCAAUUUAAUGAACUUACAUAAACUUCCCAUUUUCUGCCUCCAUCCAUGCAUUCAAUAAAUAAUAUUUGAUGAAA
Messenger RNA from Cyprinodon tularosa, 1629 nucleotides. It is a transcript of the gene mrpl37, whose product is annotated as mitochondrial ribosomal protein L37. The coding region runs from base 130 to 1434 and encodes 434 amino acids. The transcript is spliced from 8 exons. Gene Ontology annotation, molecular function: structural constituent of ribosome. Gene Ontology annotation, biological process: translation. NCBI's taxonomy places the organism in Eukaryota, Metazoa, Chordata, Actinopteri, Cyprinodontiformes, Cyprinodontidae. The record is from RefSeq and is a predicted model, not a curated record. Gene Ontology annotation, cellular component: mitochondrion; ribosome.